Molecule: messenger RNA, 6983 nt
Organism: Phacochoerus africanus (Common warthog)
Lineage: Eukaryota; Metazoa; Chordata; Mammalia; Artiodactyla; Suidae
Gene: NLRC5
Product: NLR family CARD domain containing 5
Exons: 49
Coding region: 456-6029 (1857 amino acids)
Molecular function (GO): protein binding
Source: RefSeq, a predicted model, not a curated record
CAAGAGGUGAGCGAGGCCCGGGACGUGAGGUUAGGGGCAGUCGUUUUGACUGGAGCAUGUUCACGGGGUGCGGGUGCACUAUUUGUUCCAGAACAGAAGAAAGGAGGAAAGAGGACAGAAGGGAGGAUGUGGAGAAGGUGGAGAGAGGCCAGGCCACACAAGGAGAAAACUUCCAGGAACUUCUUGGGGCCACAAUAGAAGGACGUUCCCAAGCCGGGAAUUGAAUCUGAGCUGAAGCUUCGAUCUACACCGAGGCUGCACCUGGGUCCUUUAACCCGCUUUUGUGAGCGGGGGAUCAGACCCAGGCCUCUGCAGCUGCCGGAGCCUCUGCAGGGGCCUGUCCUAUGGAAAGAACCUGCAAAUCCAGCACAGGGGCUUGGCCGGGAACCCAUGAGACCCCCUCUGGGGACAUCCUAGGACAUCUGUGAUGAAUCAGGAAGCAGGGCUGGCUCCUCAUGGACUCCAUUAGUCUCCAGCUGGGCACCAAGAACCUGUGGGGAUGGCUCGUGAGGCUGCUCUGCAAACACUCAGAAUGGCUGAGUGCCAAGGUGAAGUUCUUCCUCCCCAACAUGGACGUGGGUGCCAGGAACGAGGCCUCAGACCCCACACAGAGGGUCGUCCUACAACUCAGAAAACUGCACACCCAGAGUCAGAUCACCUGGCAGGCGUUCAUCCACUGUGUGUGCAUGGAGCUGGACGUGCCGCUGGACCUGGAGGUACUGCUGCUGAGCACCUGGGGCCACGGAGAAGGGCUCCCCAGUCAGCUGGAAGCUGAUGAGGAGCGCCCACCUGAGUCUCAGCCCCACUCUGGCCUCAAGCGGCCACAUCAGAGCUGUGGGUCCUCCCCUCGCCCAAAGCAGUGCAGGAAGCAGCAGCGAGAACUGGCCAAGAGGUACCUGCAGCUGCUGAGAACGUUUGCCCAGCAGCGUUACGACAGCAGGAGCCCUGGGCCAGGACAGUCGGUCGCCUGCCACCGAACCUACAUCCCGCCCAUCUUGCAAUGGAACCGAGCCUCUGUGCCCUUCGACACUCAGGAGGGGACUGUUGCGGGGGGCCCCAAGGCAGAAGAUGGCACGGAUGUGAGCAUUCGGGACCUCUUCAGUGCCAAAGCCAACAAGGGCCCGAGAGUCACGGUGCUUCUGGGGAAGGCGGGCAUGGGCAAGACCACGCUGGCCCACCGGCUCUGCCAAGAGUGGGCCGACGGUCAGCUGGAGCGCUUCCAGGCCCUGUUCCUUUUCGAAUUCCGCCAGCUCAACCUGAUCACAAACUUCCUGACGCUGCCGCAGCUCCUUUUUGAUCUGUACCUGAGGCCCGAGGCCGGCCCGGAGGCGGUCUUCCAGUACCUGGAGGAGAAUGCUAAUAAAAUCCUGCUCAUCUUUGAUGGGCUGGACGAGGUCCUCCACCCCGGCUCCAGCAAGGAGGCUGCAGAUCCUGAGGCCUCGGCGUCAGCCCUCACCCUCUUCUCCCGCCUCUGCCAUGGGACCCUCCUGCCCGGCUGCUGGGUCAUGGCCACCUCCCGUCCAGGGAAGCUGCCCGCCUGCCUGCCCACGGAGGUGGUCACGGUCAGCAUGUGGGGCUUUGACGGGCCACGGGUGGAGGCGUACGUGAGCCGCUUCUUCAGCGACCAGCCAGUCCAGGAGGCGGCCCUCGCGGAGCUGCGGGCCAGCAGGCAUCUCUGGAGCAUGUGUGUGGUGCCCGCGCUGUGCCAGGUCGCCUGCCUCUGCCUCCACCAUCUGCUCCCAGGCCGCUCUCCAGGCCAGUCUGCAGCCCUCCUGCCCACCGUGACCCAGAGCUACAUGCAGAUGGUGCUUUCCCUCAGCCCCCAAGGGCUCCUGCCUGCCGAGUCCCUGAUGGGCCUUGGGGAGGUGGCCCUGCGGGGCCUGGAGACGGGGAAGGUUGUCUUCACUGCAGGAGACAUCCCUCCACCCACGAUGGCCUUCGCGGCGGCCCUCGGCCUGCUGACCUCCUUCUGUGUGUACACGGAACCCGGGCACCAGGAGACAGGCUACGUCUUCACCCACCUCAGCCUGCAGCAGUUUUUGGCUGCCCUGCACCUGAUGGCCAGCCCCAAGGUGGACAGAGAGACACUUGCCCAACAUGUCACCCUCAAGUCUCGCUGGGUGCUGCGGACCAAAGCUAGGCUGGGCCUCUUAGACCACCACCUUCCCACCUUUCUGGCCGGCCUGGCCUCCUGCGCCUGCCACCCCUUCCUCACACCCCUGGCACAGCAGGAGGAGGUGUGGGUGCGUGCCAGGCAGGCGGCAGUCAUGCAGGCCCUGGAGAAGUUGGCCACUCGCAAGCUGACGGGGCCAAAGCUGAUAGAGCUAUGUCACUGCGUGGCUGAGACACAGAAGCCGGAGCUGGCCAGCCUCGUGGCCCAGAGCCUCCCCCAUCACCUCUCCUUCCGCAACUUUCUGCUGACCUAUGCCGACCUGGCUGCCCUGACCAACAUCCUCGGGCACAGGGACGCCCCCAUCCACCUGGAUUUUGAGGGCUGCCCCUUGGAGCCACACUGUCCCGAAGCCCUGGCAGGCUGCGGGCAGGUAGAGAAUCUCAGCUUUAAGAGCAGGAAGUGUGGGGAUGCCUUUGCUGAAGCCCUCUCCAGGAGUUUGCCAACAAUGGGGAGCCUGAAGAAGCUGGGGUUGUCAGGAAGUAGGAUCACUGCCCGAGGCAUCAGCCACCUGGUGCAGGCUUUGCCCCUCUGUCCACAGCUGGAAGAGGUCAGCUUUCAGGACAACCAGCUCAAGGACGGGGAGGUCCUGAACAUCGUGGAAAUACUUCCCCGCCUGCCGCAGCUCCGGAUGCUUGACCUGAGCCGCAACAGUGUCUCCGUGUCAACUCUCCUCUCCUUGACAAAGGUGGCAGUCACGUACCCUACCAUUAGGAAGCUGCAGGUCAGGGAGACAGACCUCGUCUUCCUUCUCUCCCCACCUACAGAGACGACCACAGAGCUACAAAGAGACCCAGACCUACAGGAAAAUGCCAGCCUGAGGAAAGAGGCUCAGAGGAGAAGCCUGGAGCUCAGGCUCCAGAAGUGUCAGCUCAGGGUCUAUGAUGUGAAACUGCUCCUCGCCCAGCUCCGGAAAGGUCCACAGCUGGAUGAAGUGGACCUCUCAGGGAACCAGCUGGAAGAUGAAGGCUGUCAACUGGUGGCAGAGGCUGCGCCCCAGCUGCACAUCGCCAGGAAGCUGGACCUCAGCGACAAUGGGCUUUCUGUGGCUGGGAUGCAACGUGUGCUGAGUGCAGUGAGAACCUGCCGGACCCUGGCAGAGCUACACAUCAGUCUGCUGCACAAAACCAUGGUGCUCAUGUUUGCCCCAGAACCAGAGGAGCAGGAGGGGAUCCAGAAGAGGCUGACACAUUGUGGCCUGCAAGCCCAGCACCUUGAGCAGCUCUGCAAAGCGCUGGGAGGAAGUUGCCACCUCACGUACCUCGAUUUAUCAGGCAAUGCUCUGGGGGACGAAGGUGUGGCCCUGCUGGCUCAGCUGCUCCCAGGGCUGGGUGCCCUGCAGCUGCUGAACCUCAGUGAGAACGGUUUGUCCCUGGAUGCUGUGUUCAGUUUGACCCAAUGCUUCUCUACAGUGCAGUGGCUUCAGCGCUUGGACUUCAGCUCUGAGAGCCAGCACGUCAUCCUGAGAGGUGACAGCAGAGGCAGGCAUCUCUUGGCUGGCGGAUCUUUGCCAGAGUUUCAAGCUGGAGCCCAGUUCUUGGGGUUCCGUCAGCGCCGCAUCCCCAGGAGCUUCUGCCUCAAGGAGUGUCAGCUGGAGCCUCCGAGCCUCUCCCGCCUUUGUGAGACUCUGGAGAAGUGCCCGGGGCCUCUGGAAGUCGAAUUGUUCUGCAAGGUCCUGAGUGACCAGAGCCUGGAGACCCUGCUGCGUCACCUUCCCCGGCUCCCCCAACUAAGCCUGCUGCAGCUGAGCCAGACGGGACUGUCCCCGAGGAGCCCCCUCCUGCUGGCCGACCUCUUCAGCCUGUACCCACGGGUUCAGAAGGUGGAUCUCAGGUCCCUCCAUCACAUGACCCUGCACUUCAGGUUUAGCGAGGAGCAGGAAGGUGGAUGCUGUGGCAGGUUCACAGGCUGUGGCCUCAGCCAGGAGCACAUGGAGCCGCUGUGCUGGUCGCUGAGCAAGUGUGAGGACCUCAGCCAACUGGACCUCUCCGCCAACCUGCUGGGUGAUGACGGGCUCAAGUCCCUCCUGGAAUGUCUCCCUCAGGUGCCCAUCUCCGGUUCGCUUGAUCUGAGUCACAACGGUAUCUCUCAGGAAAGUGCCCUCCGCCUGGUGGAAACCCUUCCCUCCUGCCCACGUGUCCGGGAGGCCUCGGUGAACCCGGGCUCCAAGCAGACCUUCUGGAUUCACUUCUCCCGAAAGGAGGAGGCUAGGAAGACACUAAGGCUGAGUGAGUGCAGCUUCAGGCCAGAGCACGUGCCCAGACUGGCCACCGGCCUGAGCCAGGCCCUGCGGCUGACAGAGCUCACGCUGAACCAGGGCUGCCUGGACCUGGAGCAGCUGACCAUCCUCCUGGGCCUGCUGAAGUGGCCAGCGGGGCUGCUGACUCUCAGGGUAGAGGAGCCGUGGGUGGGCCGAGCGGGAGUGCUCACCCUGCUGGAAGUCUGUGCCCACGCCUCAGGCAACGUCACUGGAAUAAGCAUCUCUGAGACCCAGGAGCAGCUCUGUAUGCAGCUGGAAUUUCCCCAUCAGGAGAACCCAGAAGCCGUGGCCCUCAGGUUGGCUCAUUGUGACCUCGGGACCCACCACAGCCUCCUUGUCAGGGAGCUAAUGGAGACAUGCGCCAGGCUGCGGCAGCUCAGCUUGUCCCAGGUGAAGCUCUGCGAGGCCAGCUCUCUGCUGCUGCAAAGCCUCCUGCUGUCCCUCUCUGAGCUGAAGAACUUCCGGCUGACCUCCAGCUGUGUGAGCUCUGAUGGGCUAGCCCACCUGACAUUUGGUCUCAGCCAUUGUCACCACCUGGAGGAGCUGGACUUGUCUAACAAUCAGUUUGGCAAGGAGGACACCAAGGUGCUAAUGGGAGCCCUUGAGGGCAAAUGCUGGCUGAAGAGGCUUGACCUCAGCCACUUGCCUCUGGGCAGCUCCACCCUGGCCGUGCUUAUUCAAGGACUGAGCCACAUGAGCCUCCUGCAGAGCCUCCGUCUAAGCAGGAGCGGCAUUGAUGACAUCGGCUGCUGCCACCUCUCCGAGGCGCUCAGAACUGCCACCAGCUUGGCGGAGCUGGGCUUGAGCCACAACCAGAUCGGAGACACCGGUGCCGAGCACUUAGCUGCCAUCCUGCCGGGGCUGCCUGAGCUCAGGAAGAUAGACCUCUCAGCCAAUGGCAUCGGCCCGGCAGGGGGAGCGCGGUUGGCAGAGUCCCUCACCCUUUGCGAGCACCUGGAGGAGCUGAUGCUUGACUGCAAUGCUCUGGGAGAUCUCACAGCCCUGGGGCUGGCCCGAGGGCUGCCCCAGCACCUGAGGGUCCUGCACCUGCGGUCCAGCCACCUGGGCCCGGAGGGGGCGCUGAGCCUGGGCCAAGCACUGGAUGGAUGCCCAUACGUGGAAGAGAUCAGCUUGGCCGAGAACAGCCUGGCUGGAGGGAUCCCACAUUUCUGUCAGGGGCUCCCGCUGCUCCGGCAGAUAGACCUGAUGUCAUGUGAGAUUGACAACCAGACUGCCAAGCCCCUCGCCGCCAGCUUCGUGCUCUGCCCGGCCCUGGAAGAAAUCAUGCUGUCCUGGAAUCUGCUCGGCGACGAGGCAGCUGCUGAGCUGGCCCAGGUCCUGCCGCGGAUGGGCCGACUGAAGAGAGUGGAUCUCUUUCCUCUUCCUCUGUGUCCGCCGGGAAGCCUGGAGAAGAAUCGGAUCACAGCUUACGGAGCCUGGCUCCUGGCUGAAGGGCUGGCUCAGGGCUCUGGCAUCCAAGUCAUUCGCCUGUGGAAUAACCCCAUCCCCCAGGACACGGCCCAGCAUCUGCAGAGCCAGGAGCCCAGGCUGGACUUUGCUUUCUUCGACCAUCAGCCACAGGUCCCCUGGGAUGCUUGACGGCCCCCGCAAGACCCUUCCAAUACAGCCAAGUGAUGUCCGCUUCUAUCCCCCAGGAUAGAGGGCUCAGGAAAAGAGCCUCAGCUGCCUGUGCCAGCACACUGUUCCAGGAGGGAGAGACGCCGUUUUCCAGGCACGGUCUUCAGAAUGGACUUUUUGGGCGACAAAGAGCCUACCAUGGCCGACAGACCACCCUCCAUCACACAUGACAUGCAUGACCAGUCGGGGACAUGCAGCACAGUGAGGAUGUCGUGGCGUGAUGCAAGAGACAGAAGGUCGCACGUGGCAGCGUUCCAUGUGACAUUGCAUGAAACCUGCAGUGUGGCCUGUGGGUCGUUGGCGUGGGUUCUAUCACUACAUGUGAUUGGCAGUCCAUAUUUGAGACAUGGCACAUGUCCAUGUCGUAUGCCAUGUGGCUGGCCAGAUGCCCUCAUGCUGGUCCAAGAUUUAAUUUAUUAAUUUUUUAAACAAAGUAUGUAUUUAUAGAUUACCUUUCCAGAGCAGCUAAACCAGGGAAUGUCUUCCAAACAAGUGGGAUGAGGAAAGCAUACAAGCACUGACCAGCCCAGUGGCCCGAGGUCCAGGGCCCUGGGCCAAGCCAGGGAUUUAGCCACGAGGCUUGUGGAUGACUAUCCUCUCGCCUCAAGCCUCAGUUUUCCCAAUCGGGGAACUGGCUCACCCCUCCCGUAGCUUCCCAGGUCUUAGAACCCAGGGCCAGGUAGCGUUAGCCUGACCUUGGGGAUCACAGGCCUGGGCUGUCCUGUGUAAGGGACAAAGCCAGAUCUAAGGAUGCAGCGGGUGGGGACUGCCAAGUUAGGCAAGGCCGCUGGACCCGGCCACUACCUCAGUGGAAUCUGACUGAACUCCCGGGAGCUCACAGUGUUCAUGUUGUUUCCAAGAAGGCCCAAGGAUUGUGAGCCAAGUUUGAUCAAUAAAUGUGAGUGAUCUUCCGGC